CCAGAAACAAAACUACCUCUGUCGUCGACUCGUCGCCCUCCGCCGCCGCCUCGCAGCCAACCCAGCCGAAGCCCGAGUCCGCCAAGCCAUGGCCGGGAAGAAGCGCAAGUCCGCCUCCGAGAAGCAGCCGAAGCACCGCCUACCCCUGGGCGCCGACGCCGACGCGGUCGCCGACGCCUCGAAGCGCCGCCGCUCAGGCGCCACCAAGCAGCACCAGGCGGAUGAGGAGGCGUCCAUCCCUUUGUCCCUCAGCGCCAAGAUCCUCCGCGAGGCGCGCAAGCAGCAGCAGGAGGAGAUGCUCGCCGACUCCAGCGACGAGGGGCCCUCAACCGCUGCCGCUGGGGCGUCCAAUUCCUCCUCCUCCUUUCCCGUUCCCACCGCGGAUGACGAGGAGGUGGAUGUCGACGAGUUCGACGACUUCGACACGCUGAGCGAGUACGACGGCGACGAGGUGGAGAUCAACGAAGAGGACGAGAAGGCGCUCGCUGCCUUCAUGUCAAAGGACAAAGCUGCCGAUCUCACACUCGGUGAUAUCAUUCUCCAGAAGAUCAGAGAGAAGGACGCCGAGGUCUCAACGGAAGGACGGCCUCGUGUAAAGUUGGACGACAGCAUUGUUGAGCUUUAUAAAGAGGUUGGGAAGUUCUUAAGCCGAUAUACAAGUGGAAAAAUUCCCAAAGCAUUCAAGCGCAUACCAUCGUUGGAAUGCUGGGCAGACGUGCUGCAGCUAACUGAGCCAGAGAAUUGGUCACCCAAUGCAGUUUAUCAAGCAACACAGCUCUUCUCUUCAAACAUGAAUACGAAGAACGCUGAACGAUUCUAUGAAGCCAUUUUGCUCCCUCGUGUUCGUAAUGACAUAAGGCAGAACAAGAGGCUGCAUUUUGCACUCUACCAGUCGCUGAAAAAGUCCCUUUAUAAGCCUGCGGCCUUCAACAAGGGAAUUUUGCUGCCACUUUGUCGGGAAAGGGAUUGCACUCUCCGUGAAGCAGUAAUUAUUGGAAGUAUUAUCCAGAAAGUCUCCAUUCCUUUUCUCCAUGCAAGUGUAGCGUUAGUGAAACUAGCAGAGAUGGAAUACUGUGGCACUACUAGUUACUUUAUCAAGCUAUUUCUUGAUAAGAAAUAUGCUUUGCCAUACCGUGCACUUGAUGCAGCGCUAGCUCAUUUCAUGCGGUUUCUUGAUGAUGAGAGGAUCAUGCCUGUUAUAUGGCAUCAAUCACUGCUUGCAUUUGUGGAAAGAUACAAGAACGAGUUAGAGAAAAAGGAUAAGGAGAAACUUGCACGUUUGUUGGAUCACCAGAAGCACUAUUUGGUUACUCCAGAAAUUCGAAGGGAACUUCGGAGCAGCUGCAACAGGGGUGAAAAAGAUACCCAUAUGCAGAUUUCAUCACCUAUUUCCGUGAUCACCAAACCAAUUGAGGAAGACAGAUGGGAUGUACCGGAAGUACCAAUGGAGCAAGAUUAGUCCGUUCAAAUUUAUAUUCAUUGCUGAGAGUGCCACAUUCCUUGGUGUCAAUUUUUACAUAAAACAUUUUUGGGCAUCACCUUUUUAGAGGUAAACAAUAGUAAUAUGAACGUGGACAUAUAUUUGAAAUGAAUUUGGAUUCUGUAUUAUUCAGUUGUGGUCUAAUAUACUGUAUGCAGUGUUACCGGGACA
Molecule: messenger RNA, 1651 nt
Organism: Phragmites australis (common reed)
Lineage: Eukaryota; Viridiplantae; Streptophyta; Magnoliopsida; Poales; Poaceae
Product: bystin-like
Exons: 10
Coding region: 89-1459 (456 amino acids)
Biological process (GO): rRNA processing
Cellular component (GO): preribosome, small subunit precursor; cytoplasm; nucleolus
Molecular function (GO): snoRNA binding
Source: RefSeq, a predicted model, not a curated record